Protobothrops mucrosquamatus (brown spotted pit viper) is the source of this 1627-nucleotide messenger RNA. Its product is annotated as keratin, type I cytoskeletal 19. Gene Ontology annotation, molecular function: structural molecule activity. The coding region runs from base 1 to 1374 and encodes 457 amino acids. The transcript is spliced from 8 exons. The record is from RefSeq and is a predicted model, not a curated record. Lineage: Eukaryota; Metazoa; Chordata; Lepidosauria; Squamata; Viperidae.
AUGAGUUGCAGGUCCAAACAGACUAUGAUGUACACCAAGGGGAGAAGCUCCAGUAGUAGCUGUGGUGGAAUAAGGGUAGUUUCAGGAAUCUCCGGGAGAGGUCCGUCCUCUGUUGUAAGUAGUGUUGGAGGUGGUGUAUCUGGGAGGACCUUUUCUAGUGGCGUCUCUUAUGGAGGGGCAAGUUGCACUGAUGGUGGCUUUGGAGGGAGCUACGUGUAUGGUUCUGGGGGCAGUUUCCGCUUUGGGCAAAUUGGUGGUGGCUUUGGCAUUAGCAAUGAAACCACUUUGAUCUCCUGUGAUGAGAAGAUGACCAUGCAGAACCUCAAUGACCGCCUGGCCUGUUACUUGGAGAAAGUGAGAAAUCUUGAGGAGGAGAACGCUGAUCUUGAAGCCCGAAUUAGGCAGUGGUAUGACCGACAAGGCCCACCAUCUGAGCUAAAGGAUUAUAGCUCUUAUUAUCAACAAAUUGAGGAGUUAAAGAAUCAGAUAGUUUGUGCCACUGUGGAUAAUAGUAAGCUUAUCCUGGAUAUUGACAAUAACCGCAUGACUGCUGAUGAUUUCAGGUUGAAGUAUGAAACUGAAUUGGCUCUUUGCCAAAAUGUGGAAGCUGAUAUCAAUGGAUUGCGCCAGGUCCUGGAUCAACUGACUCUCUGUAGAUCUGAUUUAGAGGCACAACUUGAAUCCCUCCGGGAAGAGUUGUGCUGUAUCAAGAAGAACCAUGAAGAGGAAAUUAAGAGUCUGAAGAGUCAGACUUGUGGUGAUGUUAGUGUGGAAGUUAAUUCUUCCCCAGGUCCAGAUCUGAAGAAGGUUCUGGAAGAAAUGAGAUGUCAGUAUGAAACCAUGAUUGAGAACAACCGCAAAGAAGUUGAGCAGUGGUAUGAACGCAAGAUGGAAGAAGUGAAUCAGGAGGUCUGCAUCAGUAGCAAAGAAGUUGAGGAUUGCAACAAUCAAGUUGUUGACCUGAAACGUCAACUGCAAACCUUAGAAAUAGAUUUGCAGGCUCAGCUUUGCUUGAGGGAAUCACUCCAAGACUCCUUGGGCGAGACUGAAUGCCGCUACAAUACCCACCUGGCUGAAAUACAGAACCAGAUCUCCCUUGUGGAACAGCAGCUAGCAGAGUUGAGGGCAGAGAUGGAGUGUCAGAAUCGGGAAUACAGAGAACUUCUAGAUGUCAAGUGUCGCUUGGAACAGGAGAUCCAGACCUACCGCUCCCUUUUAGAGGAAGGGCAGCAAGACAUUAGUAGUCCAAGCAGCAGCCCUUCUGGAGGUGGACUUUCCAAACAUUCAGGAGGAGUUAGAGUCCUCUCUCAUUCUUACAGUAGCUCUAGUCCAGGCCAGGCCUCCUCUUCGGACACGAAAGGAUACAGCAGAUGAAUGAACAAUAAGAUCUUCAACUAAUAAAGGCUUCGCAACUCUAUUCUAUACUGCACACUGGUUCGUAUCAGUUAGCAAAAGAGGAAUCUUCCCUCUAGUUAUUGAACACUGUUCAUGGCAAAUAUCCAUCAGUGGGUUGUCUUUUAACUAGCAGAUUUGCCCACCUCUCAAGCUUAGAUAUGACCAUUAACAUGUGCAUUUCUUAAUUUCUGUGGUGUUGCUCUUGGAUGUUCCGCUGAAAAUGGGUUUUCAA